Messenger RNA from Aplosporella prunicola CBS 121167, 1617 nucleotides. RefSeq lists its product as uncharacterized. The record is from RefSeq and is a predicted model, not a curated record. Gene Ontology annotation, molecular function: nitronate monooxygenase activity. Bases 307 to 1449 code for a protein of 380 amino acids. NCBI's taxonomy places the organism in Eukaryota, Fungi, Ascomycota, Dothideomycetes, Botryosphaeriales, Aplosporellaceae. The transcript has a single exon.
UUUUUUUUUUUCCUUUUUCGGAUUGCUCGGCUGUUGAGGACGAUGUCGAUGUUGUUGAGUGAGUCAUGUUGUACAUACAGUAGGUUGAGCCGCAUUAAGUAAGCGGGGCAUCUAGAGUAUGUUGGACAUCUACCCCACCUUCCGAACCUACAUAUAUAUAUGACAUUGACAGCCCCGCGCUGUUGCAUGCUCCUAAUAACCUACUACCUUAACAAGCUCGCUCUCAAAUUGUUUCCAAACCUUUAAUCUAUCAUUAUUUCCACACAACAACAACCCCCCUCCACAACACCCCCACCCACCCUCACCAUGGCCUCCACAAACCUCCAAGCCCACUACCCCUGGACAACCACAACCCCCUACACCCAAACCAAACCCCUCCUCGUCUCAGCCCCCAUGCACACGCUCGCCUCCCCCGCCCUCGCCCUCGCCGUCUCCGCCGCCGCUGGCAUCGGCUUCAUCGGCCCCGCGACCUCGCCCGCUGCGUGUGUUGCUAGACUCGAGGACGCGGAGGCGCGGCUGGCUACGGACGCCGCUUACGCAGACAUCCGACCCGACGCCCGCGCGCAGUAUAAGCUCCCCCUAGGCAUGGGCUUCCUGCUCUGGGACACAGACCUCGGCUCCGCAGAACAGGCCGUCACCCGCUUCCGCCCCGCAGCAGCAUGGCUCUUCGCGCCUCGCGGGGAAGCCGAAGGCGCGGACCCUAUCGCAGAGCUGCGGCGCUGGUCCCGCGCCCUCCGCGCCGCGGCGCCGGGGAUCCGCGUCUGGGUGCAGGUCGGGACGGUCAGGGAAGCUACUGCGCUGGCGUCUGCGACCGUGCCGGCAGAGGAGCGGCCGGACGUGCUCGUCCUACAGGGCACGGAGGCGGGCGGGCACGGAAGGGCUGUCGACGGCGCGCCGCUGAGCGUGCUUUUGCCUGAGGCGGGCGACGCGGUACGCGCGUCUGGCACGGGCGUUGCCGUCGCUGCGGCGGGCGGGGUCGCCGAUGGCCGUGGCGUGCUGGCCGCGCUGGCGCUGGGCGCGCAGGCGGUCGUGAUGGGAACGGCGUUCCUGGCCUCGCGCGAAGCGGACGUGCCAGAGGGGUACCGGGCGGCGGUUCUUACGGCGCGCGAGGGCGGGACCGGCACGGUGCGCACGCUGCUGUAUAACCACUUGCGGGGUGUGUAUGGCUGGCCGGCGGCGUAUAGUCCACGGGUCUUGGUCAAUCGCAGCUGGGUCGAGGCUGAGCGCGAGGGGGUGGAGUUUGAGGAGGUCAAGCGCAGGCAUGAUGAGUUGAGGGCGAAGGGGGGAGCGGACUCGGAGGAGGCGUGGGGGAGGGAGGGGCGGUUGGGCGUUUAUGCUGGGAUGGGGGUGGGGCUGGUGGGGGAGGUUAGGGGCGCGGGCGAGAUUGUGGUGGCUGUAAGGGAGGAGGCGAGGACGUUGGCGAGGGGGUUGGUGGAGGAAUUGGCGUAGUGUGGCGGGGUUAGGGAGGUGGGUGGCUUGUUUGUAGAUUGGGCUUUGGGGUUUGCUUGCAAAAUUUUUGAGUAUACGGCUUGUACUGUACAUAGGGCUUGUAGUAGCGAAGGUGUUUGUUUUGAGAAAGUUUGUACGGUGUCGAGCAACCUAAGCAGCCUCUUAGCU